GCGGUCGAAUAGUCAAAUUUGCUUAGGAACCUUCCUAACUGAGUGAAAUGACCCGGAAGUAUUAUCGUAGCCGCCAUGAUAAGAGCUGUUCGAAUUCUCUAACUGUUAAGGAAAGGAGCUUCAAUGCUUCCUUUAGUAUCUCCUUUAGCAUAGGAUACACCGGACCAUCCUUUACGAAAGGAAAGGAGGUAAUGCCGUCCCACAAUUCCUUGCGGUAGCAGCAUAUAAGGCCGACCGGUCACGAGAAGAAACGAACAAAAUGACUGACAAAUCCCGCAGAUCGUCGUGUCAAACAUGCAGUCAACUGUUGGCUCGAUGCAGCAUCAAAAAAGGGCUUCUGCUGCUAAACAAUCAUUAAGAGAACAUCAGCUGGAAAGCUUUGGAGCAGAGGCCGUGGAGUCAACUAUGUCUUCUCUCAGGACUGUUUUAAACAACUCUGUCAUCAUUCAUCCUCCAGGCUUCUACAUCAUCGGAUUUGAGACAUUUCCCUACAUCAGUGUGUACUUCAUCUUUCUAGCAUUUGUCUAUGUGGUUACAGUGCUGUUCAACAGUUUGGUUAUCUAUGUAAUUGCCUUUAAUCACUGCUUACACACUCCGAAAUUUCUGGCCGUUGUCAACCUUGCAAUAAUUGAUUUAUUCCUUAACACAUGCACUAUUCCCAGCAUGAUAAAGACAUUCCUUGUUAUGGAUAACUUUGUUCCAUUUAACUUGUGUUUGGUACAAAUGUUUGUCUACUAUACUGUUGUAUCUCUAGAGUCAUAUGCACUUGCUAUACUUGCCUAUGACAGGUUGAUUGCAAUUUGUUUCCCUCUGCGUCACAACUCUAUCAACACACUGCAGAGCAUGUCGUGUAUUGUCGGCCUCACUUGGUGUUUUGCUCUGGGAGUAACGGCAUUUGCAACAGGUAUAAUGACUCGGCUUUCUUUUUGCAAUUCUGUCAAAGUGUUCAGCUAUUUCUGUGAUUAUGCACCUGUGUUCAGACUCGCCUGUAAUGAUUACACAAUGCAGUGGUCUACAGCUUCUUUUCUCACUAUUUUGCUCCUCAUAGGACCUUUUACUUUUAUUGUUCUGUCUUAUAUGAGCAUCUUGGUGACUGUGUACAGGAUGAAAUCUGUAGACAGUCGGGUGAAAGCUUUGACAACUUGUGUUGAGCAUGUCAUCCUUGUUGCUGUAUUUUACAUUCCUCUCAUUACCAUUUUUUUAAUCGGGUUUUAUCUGCGAGGUAUUCACCCAGACCAGCGUGUGCUGAGCAUAUCCCUGGCCUCUUGCAUCCCACCCUGUGUCAAUCCUAUUGUGUAUUCCUUGAAAACCAAAGAAAUAAAAAUCAGAGCGCUGGCACUGAUUAGAAAAAAUACAAUAGGCACAAAAAUCAAUCUAUUGAAGGUUAAUAAGCAAUAAUUUAAGACCAAUAUGUUUUUUAGUGAGUGCUAUCACAAUAUUGUCUGAUAAUAUAAAUGUCUAAACAUAAUAUUUAAUAAUAAUGUUAACAUAAAUGUCCAAUACAAAACUAGUGAGACUACAAAUCACUCCUAACAGAUAUAAUUAGCAAAGAACAGAGUUACAGCAGCUUCUUAAAGUUAAAUUUUGUGUGCAGGAUUUGUGUUCUAUAUGUAAAACAUUUUUAUAACCUUUAAAGACGCAUGUGUGGAAAAUAAUGUUACAUUAUGAUGAGAUUUGACGGCAAUUACUUUUUUUUCAAAACUCUAUUCCUCACAUUUGAUGUUGUUUCAACGGUCCAGUACUCUCAUUUUAACUGUGAUUUGUUACUGUUUUAAUUAGAAUUGCCUGACUGUAAAAAGCUUUAUCUUUCACCCCAUUUGAAAAGUUAAUGCAUUAAAUGUGUUAACUUGUCUGAGUA
Centropristis striata (black sea bass) is the source of this 1858-nucleotide messenger RNA. Its product is annotated as olfactory receptor 1M1-like. Gene Ontology annotation, molecular function: olfactory receptor activity; G protein-coupled receptor activity. Gene Ontology annotation, biological process: G protein-coupled receptor signaling pathway. The transcript has 3 exons. Lineage: Eukaryota; Metazoa; Chordata; Actinopteri; Perciformes; Serranidae. Gene Ontology annotation, cellular component: membrane. The coding region runs from base 295 to 1398 and encodes 367 amino acids. The record is from RefSeq and is a predicted model, not a curated record.